This is a messenger RNA of Brugia pahangi, 1755 nucleotides long. The record is from the annotation of a GenBank genome assembly. NCBI's taxonomy places the organism in Eukaryota, Metazoa, Nematoda, Chromadorea, Rhabditida, Onchocercidae.
AUGGAAGAAAUUUCAAUUUCGGAUUAUAAAAGUACAAUUUCUGCUAGGCCAGUUUUUAGUCGAACUGUUGGAUCAAUAUCUAGUCCAACUUAUGGUAUGACAACAGCAACCGGUGGUAGAAUCCUGAAAACCGUAACGGAAAUCGGUUCAUCAUCAUUGCAUAGUAGUGGUAUGUCACCAUUUGGACAAAAUGCUGCAUCAGCAAUACGUGAUACACGUGAACGGGAAAAAAAGGAAAUGAGCGAUUUAAAUGAUCGUCUUGCUUCCUACAUAGAAAAGGUACGCUUUCUUGAAGCACAAAACCGUAAAUUAGCUGCUGAUCUAAAUUUACUACGUGGUCGUUGGGGUAAAGAUUCUGUAAGUGUUCGUGCGAUGUAUGAAGGUGAACUACAGGAGGCACGGAAAAUAAUAAACGAUACGAAUAGCGAACGCGAAGAUUUAGAAAAACGAAUUCGGAAAUUGAUGGAUGACUUAACGGAAUACAAAAAACGAUAUGAUGAUGCACUUCGAGCACAUCAAGCUGAUCGAAAAUGCAUUGAUGAAUUGUUGGUAAAAUUAUCUGGUCUGGAAGCUGAAAUUAACCUUUUACGACGUCGGGUCAGUAGUUUGGAAGAAGAAGUAAGCCGUAUCAAACGAGAUAACUUGCAUUUUGUUAAUGAACUCAACAAAGCAAGAGCAGAUUUGGAUCAGGAAACGCUUAAUCGGAUCGAUUUUCAAAAUCAGGUGCAAACAUUACUGGAAGAAAUUGAUUUCAUGCGUCGUGUGCAUGAUCAGGAAAUUAAUGAGUUGCAAGCAAUGGCUGCACGUGAUACAACACCGGAAAACCGGGAAUAUUUCAAGAAUGAACUUUCAUCUGCAAUUCGUGAUAUUCGUGCUGAAUAUGAUCAAAUAUGCAAUAUGAAUCGAACAGAUAUGGAAUCAUGGUAUAAAUUAAAAGUACAAGAAAUUCAAACUCAAUCAACAAGACAAAACUUGGAACAAGGUUAUGCUAAAGAGGAGGUGAAGCGACUUCGUGUGCAACUUUCCGAGCUACGCGGAAAAUUAGCUGAUCUUGAAGGACGUAAUUCACUGCUAGAGAAGCAAAUGCAAGAAUUGAAUUAUCAAUUGGAAGAUGAUCAACGAUCCUAUGAAGCUGCCCUGAAUGAUCGAGAUGCCCAAAUCCGGAAAAUGCGGGAAGAAUGUCAAGCAUUAAUGAUGGAAUUGCAAAUGCUUUUAGACACCAAACAAACUUUAGAUGCUGAAAUAGCAAUUUAUCGAAAAAUGCUUGAAGGUGAAGAGAAUCGGGCCGGUUUACGUCAACUUGUUGAACAGGUUGUUAAAACACAUGGCCUUACGGAAGUUGGUGAAACCGAGACUAUACGUGUACUGAAAGGUGAAACAGCUAGUCGUACGUCAUUUCAACGUUCCGCCAAAGGAAAUGUUUCUAUACAGGAUGCUGCAUCAGAUGGUAAAUAUGUUUUAUUGGAGAAUACACAUCGUUCCAAGGAGGAAGCAAUUGGUGAAUGGAGAUUGAAACGAAAAAUUGAUGGUAAACGUGAAAUUGUAUACACUUUUCCAAGAGAUUUCAUUUUAAAACCUGGAAAAUCGGUUAAGAUCUGGGCUCGUGGCCAAGGAAUAUACAAUCCACCGGAUCAGUUAGUCUUUGAUGCGGAAGAAUCAUUCGGAAUUGGCUCUAAUGUACAAACCAUUCUCUUUAAUAAAGAGGGAGAGGAACGUGCAUCGCAUAUUCAACGCUCAAGUCAUACUGUCAAUUAA